GCUCGCAACUGCUGGAUGUUCUCCCAGUAAACUGUAAGCACUAAUUUGUGCAGGGGUUAUGUGUAAUGGUGACAUGUGCUACUAAUUAGAGGGCAUAUUCAUCUGGAGUGCUUGGAAAAAAGUACAUCAGUUGGCUAUUGUGUAGCUGUGUGUUGCGCAAGGCAGUGUUGACAUUGUUUUUAAUUCACAUUUUAUCAACGCUGAUUUUUUGGAGAAUUUAAAAAAAAAAUGAUUAAAGACGGCACUCCGCGUGAAGUGACUGGGGACAGGUUUGUCUUUCUGGGGAAGUCGAGGCCUUUAAAAUGUAUCAUCAUCCUGCUCUCCGUCAUCAUUUUUGUUCUGUUAAUCGCUGUCAUCGUCAUUGGUGUACAGAAAUACUCCUCGAGUGAGAAACAGAAGGUAAGAAUUAACUACAGCAACGAUGUGGACUCCCCACCUUCCAAAAUUUACGAGCUUCGCAUGUAUCGCAUCCACGUCAAGGACUACAAACCCACAAUGCAGGCGUUUAAAAAUAUCAGCGAACUGCGCAGCAGUUUCUCAAAAGUGUUCGGUUUUUGGACGGGGGAGAUCGGGACUUCUAUCAAUCAGCUUGUCCACAUUGCGGAGUACGAUAGCUUAUCCCAGCGAAGAACGGUUCGUACCAAUUUGGGGAGAAAUGAUACCUGGAAUACCGAGUUUGUCUCGAAGUUUCUACCUGCUGUACACGACUGGACCAAUGCACUAAUGACAACUGUACCACACACGCAAAUUAAUACGAACUUUGUUAAUGACCCAGACCGCAAAGCUGUUUACAAGUUGGAGAUUCUCAAAGGGUUUGCUGCGGCACCUCCUGCAUCUGGCGACGAUACUAAAGAGAUUCUUGUGGGCAGGUUCCUAAGUGUGCUAGGUCCCACCAACACGGAAUACAGGCUGUGGCGCUAUGCAAACAUUGAUGACCUUUUCGAGUUCUCGUGGAAAAAGUCCUUAGCCAACCCACAGGACGGGACAUCAAUGCUGCUGUACCCCACGGAAUUCUCCCGGCUGGCUUAGAGUCAUCCUGGUCCAUGUUAUCACCCAUCAUAUAUACAGCCAUUGGUCUACAUGGUCUUCCCAGGCGAAUCUAGGGAAUAGAUGCAACGUGAUGGAGCCGUCGACUACCCACCCCACCCCCCCCCCCUCUCUCUCCGUAGAUGUAGAUGAAGACACAAAGUGUGUAUAUAUAUAUAUAUAUAUAUAUAUAUAUAUAUAUAUAUAUAUAUAU
This is a messenger RNA of Physella acuta, 1240 nucleotides long. Its product is annotated as protein NipSnap homolog 3B-like. Gene Ontology annotation, cellular component: mitochondrion. The record is from RefSeq and is a predicted model, not a curated record. NCBI's taxonomy places the organism in Eukaryota, Metazoa, Mollusca, Gastropoda, Physidae.